This is a messenger RNA of Morus notabilis, 1340 nucleotides long. RefSeq lists its product as uncharacterized. Gene Ontology annotation, cellular component: chloroplast. The record is from RefSeq and is a predicted model, not a curated record. The coding region runs from base 166 to 1137 and encodes 323 amino acids. Lineage: Eukaryota; Viridiplantae; Streptophyta; Magnoliopsida; Rosales; Moraceae. The transcript is spliced from 2 exons.
UCUAAGUGAAAAGUCUCACUUUUCAUAAACCUCUCUGCAAAAACCCAAUCACCCAAAAAUGCACAUACAAUUUCUCAACAUGGCCCCCAUUUUUAUGGAGCUGAGAAGAUUUUGCUAAUUCUCGUAUAUAUUCUUUUCUCCGACUUAGCUCACUUCUCUUCAUCAAUGGCUUCUUCACUAUUAACAACAACAAAACCUCCAUUCCCCUCAAAACUCUUUCUUUCAAAAAUCCAUCGGAGAAUUUCACCCAAUCAUAAAGUUCCCACCAUUAUUUUCCCUAAGAAAUCGCUACCCAACCCAAAUGCGCUCGCGACUUUCCAAACUUCACCCCAUUUGAAGCCCCCAAGAGCUUCUUCUUCUUCUUCAUAUUCUUCUUCUGGUGGGUUACACGAUACGGCCGAGGAAAACGACACUGACAUCAUCAUUACGGCGUCGUUUGAUCAUCAAAGGCCGGUGAAAUUCGCUUUCUGGGUUCUGUUCUGGGCGUCUCUGUCUCUCCUUUGGUUCGCGACUUCCAAGGACGCGAACGCCGCUGCGGACUCGAUCAAAGCCUCGAGCUUUGGCCUGAAAAUCGCCAAUGCGCUUCGGGGCUCGGGCUGGCCUGACGAGGCCGUGGUGUUCGCGCUCGCCACGCUUCCUUUGCUUGAGCUUCGUGGGGCCAUUCCCGUUGGUUACUGGAUGCAACUUAAACCUGUCGUGCUCACUGUACUGUCAGUUCUUGGGAAUAUGGUCCCUGUUCCAUUCAUUAUACUGUACUUGAAGAGCUUUGCAUCUUUCCUUGCCGGGAAGAACAAGACUGCGUCUCGAUUAAUUGACUUGCUGUUUAAGAAUGCCAAAGCGAAGGCUGGCCCUGUGGAGGAGUUCCAAUGGCUGGGUCUGAUGCUCUUUGUAGCUGUGCCUUUUCCUGGAACAGGAGCGUGGACCGGAGCCUUCAUAGCGGCUAUCCUUGAUAUGCCAUUCUGGUCGGGUUUUUCUGCCAAUUUCAUUGGCGUUGUAUUGGCAGGGCUUCUGGUGAAUUUGCUGGUAAAUCUUGGUCUGAAGUAUGCAAUUAUUACUGGUAUCAUCCUCUUCUUCGUUUCCACAUUCAUGUGGAGCAUCCUACGGAACAUUAAACAGUCUUUAAGCUCAUCGAACUGAUAUUGCUAGCAAGGUUAACUUCUGAACUUUGAAAUUUUGGAUUGUUCCUUGUCUGAUUGACCCAUUACAAGGUCAUACAUUUUAAACUUUUUGCUUCUGUCCAGAAUUUCAGUUUCUUCGUUUAAUGCUGCUGAAUUCCAUGUAUCUUUUCAGAAAUGUAAUAUUCCGACAAAUCUAGAUAAAGAAACAUGCCAUGAAUCAUA